UUUUUAAAUAAAAAUACAACAAUAUUACCAAAUUUUUCAUAAUUACUUAAAAUGCUUAAAAUACUUCAGAAAGUACACAGCCCAUCAAUUAAGAAUGGAAUCAAUUUUUUCCAUUCUUCUCAAAUUCAAUUCAUUGAUCAGGCAUGGAGAAAGAAGAUGCGAUUACCGGUCAAUCCAAAUACAGAAUCACCUUUAACUUACCUUCCUGAUUUUAGUUAUAUGGAUGGAAGACCAACACCACUUGGAAGAAAUCAAAAGAAGCGCAUUGAAUACCAACGAGAAUUAACAACAAAAAUUGUACAAGGAGUUCAAGAAAUAAAUUUUGCUGCUGAUCGUUACGAUAAAAUGAAAAAUGGAAUGGAACAAGCAAGAGAAAAAAUUAUUAAAAAUAAACUCAAGCCAAAAGGUUUUAGACUCUUAGAGAAAAAAAAGUGAAAAAUAAUCAAACAUUUUAUUGAUUAUUAAAAAAAAUAUAUAUAAAAUGUAAUAAGACAUAAAUAA
Chironomus riparius is the source of this 501-nucleotide messenger RNA. The record is from the annotation of a GenBank genome assembly. Lineage: Eukaryota; Metazoa; Arthropoda; Insecta; Diptera; Chironomidae.